Molecule: messenger RNA, 4090 nt
Organism: Asterias rubens (European starfish)
Lineage: Eukaryota; Metazoa; Echinodermata; Asteroidea; Forcipulatida; Asteriidae
Product: coiled-coil domain-containing protein 60-like
Exons: 17
Coding region: 448-2835 (795 amino acids)
Source: RefSeq, a predicted model, not a curated record
CAAACUUCACUACACACGAUUCUAAACAUUGAAGACAUAUUGAUUUAUUAUUGACGUUGAUAAGAAUGAAUCCAUGAAAUGCACAUCAAGAAGGAUGAUGAGUUUAUUUUUCUAAACACUGUUCACUUACACAUUGUGAAAAACUUUGGACUUGUUUAGUGAAAACCGAGUUUGAAGCUCCAGAAUAUUGAAGUGUUUUCACCGUGACUGGGGCCUUAUUUACGCCGUACAUUUUGUCGUUCCACCCGCCCAGCUCUUAGGUCGACUUGGUCAGCUCACCAGUGCCCUGUUGGACCGGCGUGUGGGAAUUUCGUUGCGACUUAGCGAGGUUGUUCUUUUUGUAUCGUUUACUCUGGAUCCUCAAAAUGGUGUACCUGAAGCUGACUGUUUAGGAUGCUUUGAAUUUGAUCGUUUGGAGGUGUGGAUUUAACUUCACUGAACUUGAAGAUGUGCCCAGCAAAGACACGUGACCCUAGGUCAUAUAUCCAGCCCAUUCCACUUGCUCUACCUUCAAAUCAAGGGGAACAAAUCUUGGCUCGCUCUGACACUCAAUACAAGACAAAUCGUACCUCAACAACUAAUGAUGAAAUAUUUAAGGCCAACUAUGCAAGAAGGCUUCAUCAGAUUGGUGAGCAAGGGUACCGGUCUGUAAAUCACAAACCUUAUCAACUACUGGGAGAACCGCUUUAUCUCGAAGAGAAGAAAUUAAUUCUACAUUCACUUGGACAAAAUGGGGCCCAGUUUGAAGAGUCUUCAGGGAGUGGUUCUGAUGAGGAAGGAGAUGACGAGAAAGAAAAGAAGAAAGAUUCCUCCUUAAUGCAACAACCCGAACAAAAACCUCCUCCAAGAAAAUUUGUCUUCCGUCGGAAUCAUAAGAACAAGAAAUCAUUAAGUAAAGAAAUUGUAUCUGCAAGGAAAAUGGUAAACUGGGUCAAACUUGGACAUGGUGUAUUUACAACAAUAAGAAAAGAGGAUGAAGACAGGAUGAACGCAGAGGAAAAUCAAAAAUUACAAGAAGCAGAACGAAGAAGAAGAGAAUGGCAACCUCCAAAUGUAGAUAGUUCAGAUGGAGAUACUGAUGAUGAAUUAGCAAGGGAUGAAGAUCUAAGCAUCUUCUUAACGCAUUCAACCAAUGAAGGAAAGAAAGAGGUGUCUUUCUCCCGUCCUGAGACGCACCUGUACACUCCAGCUAGCAUCGUUGUCCCUCCAGCUAGCACCGUUGUCCCUCCAGCCAGCACCCUUCCUCCACCCAGCACUGCCCUCCCUCCAACUGAUCAUCCUGAUGUUACUGAUGAGCACACAGAUCCAAUCUCAGCACUAGGUGUGGUCAGUGAGCAGAGUGGCACUGCUACUCCGGCUAAAUCCAUCUUAAGUUGCUCCUCACCGGUUAUCAGAAGAAGACGAAAGAAGAAGAGUAGUGAACCACCGAGGCCUUAUACACCAGUUAGAUCCAAUAUUAAUGUGGAGAAUGAUGAUGGAAGUAAAGCUAACAGGGAUGCUAUAUUUCGUCAGCUGUGUGCAGUUAACUGGAUCUUAGAAGCAAUGAUGACUGAACCACCUGCUGCUAUGGAACCAAUUACUAAAUGCUGGACCAUUAAAUACAAAGAUUUACGGCAAAACACUUUUUGUAAGACGACUGUGAAAGAAAGGAAACGUGAGAAGCUUGUUGAUACAAGAUGGAAUUCCUUUGUCAGUAAUCCAGGAGCUGGUCAUCUGAAAACACGCAAUAGUACCAAAACCUCGCAGUUUGGUCCGAACCUGACUGCCUCAAUGUCCUAUGGUCGAGGUACACGUCGUACGUCAGUCCAAGCAUCCAGUGUGACUGCUCUACAAAAGACUGCAUCUAAUGUUGGAUCAGUCAAUCCUCUGAGUUCUGAUAGUACACCAAGAAAAGAAGAUGACGUGUCAGCUAGGAAGGAAGUAACGCCAGGAAAAGGUACACUGAAACUACUUGAUGAUAUAUAUGAAAGUGCAUCAAUGGUCAGUAAGGUUGAAGAGAUAGAUGAUGCAGCAUCAAGACGGGGUGCUAGACGAGAGAGGUCUCCCUCUGUUGCUAGUGAUCGUAGUGGUGCUUUAAGUACAGGGUCAUCAGGUCAACGAACUACGGUCAGCAAAACACCUACACUAUCAAAGAAACACCUUGAAGAGCGAGAUAAGAAAGUGAUUAAACCGGCUGAAAAACAGAUUCAUACCUGGGUGGCAUCGACCAAUAGGAAGCUAAGAACUAUGAGUGCACCACCCAAGACAGAGUUCAAACCGAUCUUCCCAAGUCAAAAACAUGUUCAUCUACCGUCUGAGUUACGAAGUCGCUUCGCUGACGUCACUGAAGACAAAGCUCUUAUGCUUCAUGAUAAACUAGAAGUCUUAGAGAAGAAGAAACUUUGGCGAAGUGAAGAGAAGUUCCGAGCGAUUCGGACCAAUCUUCACAUCAGUUCUCAACUGGACAGAAUGAAAGAAGCAGCAAGAGAUAAUGAAGAGUCAGCUGAAGAAAAGAUGAGGAAGAAACGAGUAGAGGAAGAAAGUAAAUGGUUUCAGGAGCUAACAUCUCGACUACCUUCCUAUGUAUUUGCUGAUCGAGCCUGUACGGCCAUCUUGGAGAAGCUCCAAAGCAUGGGGAUUAUAGAGAGUCGUAAAAUCACACCACAGAAGUUUCUGAAUGUACUAACGGGUUUGAAGCCAUGGGAACUGUGUCUGCCAGACGUCAGUGCAGCUGUAGAGUUUAUUCGUGAGAGAGUGACGUUGAUGUCAGUGGAGGAUUUUGAGGCGUGGUAUCAACAUGAGAUUCCUGGAAUCAUGAGAUCACAAAGUGCUCCACCAAACACCUUCCCAUCAUGAGCAGAUAUACACUGGAUGAAUGUGUGAUGUUACGAGGUGUGGUGCUAGCACAAGGUCAUAGGGAGCUUGCCUUGGCCAUUAUUUGUCAUUACUAAACUCUGAUGAACUUGGAUCAUAAGUGACUACGCACACAAUUUGGAUGAGGAUUUUACACAAGCGGCUGAAUUAGAUUAGUUGUAUUAUCUUUGUGUAAAUACUCGAUGUUGGUGCUAAACAGCGAGUCGCACUUUACUCUGAAAUAAUGCUUGUAAAUUGCUCCGCUGUGUGACAUGGCCUUUAACUUGGCUGACAUUACCAGUUAGCAUUCAAAACAAUACUGGUAAAGAUAUCAGGGAUUGACGAGACUGACCUUACACAAUUAUAACCUUUGCAUUAUUUGUUCAAUUUAGUCAGAAAAAUGAUGUUAUUACAGUGAGGAUUCAUUGAAUUCAUACCUCGUUUGACUGUGCCAAUAGCAAAGUAUGUACAAGCUGUGUAUUAGGCCUACUCUUUACAACUUUUGCAUUUAGGUUCUGUGCUAUUCUUCAAAUCGUAUCAGGUAAAUUUUCAAGAACAAAGUAUGUAUUAUGUGCUGUGUAUUUAGGACUACUGUUUAUAUAAAUGGGACUUGCAUUUUGGUUCUGUGCCAUUCUUUGAAUUGUAUCAGUCAAUUGUACUAAGAACAGAGCAUGUAUUUAUGGGCCGUUUUCAAUAUUGUGAAUUAUGUGCUAUUGUAUGAAUCAUACCGGUAAAUUGUGCCAAGAACAAAGCAUUUUAUGUGUGGUUUGUAAACAAAAUAUGACUCGUCUCAUUGGUUCUGUGCAGUCCUUACUUCCAGAAGGAUUUUGUUAAAACCUUACACCCAUUUAGCAACAAUUGAAUGCAAAAUCUUGUGGGCUUAAUGAAGUUGGUACUUAACAUUCAGGUCAUCAUUCCUUCCAGCAUUUUUAGUCAGCAAAUUAUUUAAAUGCAACUGUGUUUUGUGGGCUCUGAAAGCCGCUAUUGAGCAGUGAAUUAAGAUUGAGUGGAGUGUGUAGCUUCAUGUCCCAAAUUAUUUGACAUUACAAUUGUUUUGUCACAGGAAAAAUGUACACGUAUACAUGUACAUGUAUAUUUAUUAAAUAGUAAUAGGUUCAGAAGUUUGUUAAAAAGAUAACAUUUUCUGCUUGUAAUGCCUUAAACAGUCACAUCACUGAACAAUUAAAGAAACAUUACAGAAUUGGUUUUGCAAACAAAAAAGUUGCUGGCAAUGUAGCACUUUAUGUAAUCCACCAUA